Molecule: messenger RNA, 435 nt
Organism: Fusarium graminearum PH-1
Lineage: Eukaryota; Fungi; Ascomycota; Sordariomycetes; Hypocreales; Nectriaceae
Exons: 3
Coding region: 1-435 (144 amino acids)
Source: RefSeq, a predicted model, not a curated record
AUGGCAACUAGACUACUGUUUACUUUGUUGGGCUUUUUGUCGCUGGGACGAGUAGGUGUAGCUAUAUUCAUCAACCCGCCGCCUACAGAGUCCCAGAUUGGCAACCCCAUAUAUGAAUUGGGUCAAGAAAUCAAGAUCAGAUGGAAUACGAAUGCCGACUUUACCGACUUGACGAUUGUAGGUACUUUGACAAAUAGCAAGUCCAAAGAGUAUACGUGGAUCGCAUCGUAUCAAGGCAUCGACCCUGCCGGUGGUGACUCGUUCAGCCUUUGGCUAUUCGAAACAGGUCAACUAGGUUCUCUAUUCUCAAGUCAUACAUUGAACAUUACCGAUCCAACUUCGACUACACAGUCGGCGACUCAAUCCACGAGAACGAGACAACCACAGACCAAGACCACAAGCAAAGCCACCGAAACAACUGACGAACCAACCUAG